This is a messenger RNA of Mya arenaria, 1120 nucleotides long. Its product is annotated as ganglioside GM2 activator-like. Gene Ontology annotation, molecular function: enzyme activator activity; lipid carrier activity. The record is from RefSeq and is a predicted model, not a curated record. NCBI's taxonomy places the organism in Eukaryota, Metazoa, Mollusca, Bivalvia, Myida, Myidae. The transcript has 6 exons. Gene Ontology annotation, biological process: ganglioside catabolic process; lipid transport. The coding region runs from base 274 to 837 and encodes 187 amino acids. Gene Ontology annotation, cellular component: cytoplasmic side of plasma membrane.
CAAACACUAUUAUAACAUGAAACAUAAAACAAGCGUCUCAAUGUGCGUUAUUAGGCGGUGCAUGUAGUAAAUAUUUCGCGAAAAAAUAGUCCGAUGGUUGCGGAAAGAGGAAGUUUUUAGCUGAAACAGGAAGUUUUGUUGUUGCAAGAAAACAAGUUAUGGACAUCAUGGCGGUCUUAUAUUUUUGUGUUUUGGGAUUUUUAAUGAUGUAUGUGGAUGCCGACUUUGUAAACCUGAUGGAGAUAGACAGAGGGUUGGACGUUGAAACCCCUCAUGAACCUUACAAGUGGCACUCGUUCCAAGACUCACAGUUUCUGUGGUCGCUGUGUAAUAAAACAGCCGUCCCCGUGGUCGUCACGUCCCUACAUAUCGAGCCCGACCCCAUACAGUUCGGCCAUAACAUAUCGUUCUCCGGGCAGAUUGAUGUUUUCGAAGAUGUUGGUACCACCAAGACACUUGAGGAUUGACGUUAAACGGGGAUCCCGUGUGGCAGUGCUAUAUACUGGUGCAUGUUUAAGAACCAUGGCUCACCUGAAGGUCAUGAUGAAGCUUGAUACCCAGUGGUUCGACGUCUGUGUCUACAAGCCAGAGUAUUGCAACAUCAACGAUGUUUGUGACACAAUGAAACUAGUUGUGAGCGACAAAUGUCCGCCGUUUUUGAAACGUUUCUGUCAGUGUCCAUUUAAAAAGGGUAAUUACCCUAUCCCAACGCUUACCAAGAUGGUUCCCAAUCCACCAAUCACGGUAUCCGGGCGGUUUGACAUCACCAUGACACUGACGGAAUCUCAGAAAGAAAUCGGCUGCCUCAACGUCCAGCUCUGCCUUGGACAAUGCUAGCCAGGUGAAGAGGGACAGUCAUCGAAAUAUCCAUCACAGAUGAAGACUUUAGUUGUCAGUGAUAAACAUUAAGAUAUAAUCUCAAAACUGUGCGAUGUAAGAAUGGUAAAGGAAGCCAUAUGGGAACGUGUAAUGGCUGUAGUUUAACUGUAAUUGACAUCCAUAUAAUGUGUAUCGAAAUGUAUGAUAUUGAAUCUCUUAUGUCUAUUUCAUGUUUAGUUCUCCUGUUAUUACCAUCACCAUGUUUUUUUUAACAUUUUUUAAUAAAAAACAAACAGACGAA